This is a messenger RNA of Coffea eugenioides, 1220 nucleotides long. RefSeq names its product stem-specific protein TSJT1. The record is from RefSeq and is a predicted model, not a curated record. Bases 233 to 1009 code for a protein of 258 amino acids. NCBI's taxonomy places the organism in Eukaryota, Viridiplantae, Streptophyta, Magnoliopsida, Gentianales, Rubiaceae. The transcript is spliced from 4 exons.
UGUUUGUGUUAUCCUGUAUCCUUUCCAAUUUGCUACGAGUAUAUGUUGCGUCUCUUUUAAAGUCCCAUUUGUUUUUGUUUAAGCCAUAUCACUCUCAGUUUAAUGAAAACCGUUCCUGGUUCCAAUCACAUCCCGUCUCUAUAGUAAAACCGAGGAAUCUCAUUUUUAAGUUGAUUUUAUAAUUAUCAGCUAGUUAUAGACUAUUUGGUUCAAGCUUCAGAUAGAGGAAAAGAUGCUGGCAAUCUUUCACAAGGCAUUUGCUCAUCCACCAGAUGAGCUUAAUAGCCCUGCAUCUCACCAUGGUAGCAAGAAGCCAAAGAUGCCAGAGGAGACCCUCAAAGAGUUUCUCGCUUCUAACCCCAGUGAUGCUUUUUCUUUGAGCUUUGGAGAUGCUGCUGUGCUUUCUUAUGUUCGACAAGACCAACCUUCCCUCCUACACAAGAACCAAAGGUUGUUCUGUGGGCAUGAUGAGAUAUACUGCCUCUUCAUGGGAAGCUUGAACAAUUUGUGUGCUCAAAUCAAGCAGUAUGGGCUAUCAAAAGGCAGCAACGAGGCCAUGCUUGUGAUCGAAGCCUAUAGGACUCUGAGGGACCGUGGUCCGUACCCAGCUGACCAGGUUAUUAAGGAUCUUGACGGUAGCUUUGCCUUCGUUGUGUACGAUAGCAAGCGAGGAACUGUGUUUGCAGCGCUGGGUUCUGAUGGUGGAGUGAAGCUGUACUGGGGCAUUGCUGCAGAUGGUUCUGUGGUGAUUUCAGAUGAUAUAGCUGUCAUAAAAGCAGGCUGUGCCAAGUCAUAUGCUCCCUUCCCAAAAGGGUGCAUGUUUCACAGUGAGGGAGGGCUGAUGAGCUUUGAGCAUCCGAUGAACAAAAUGAGGGCUAUGCCAAGGGUAGACAGUGAAGGGGCGAUGUGCGGAGCUAAUUUUAAGGUGGAUCUUUACUCCAGGGUUAACAGCAUUCCUCGUGUUGGGAGUGAAACUAAUUGGGUUGAUUGGAAUACGGAACAGAUCUAAUAUAUAUAGCUUAUGGAUGUGUUACGAAACACAUGAAAGAUCUUGUUUGUUUGAUGUUUUUCUAAUCUUGUAUUUUGUCAGUCUUCAGUCAGCUUUGUGAGUGUUUUUCCUGGUGGAUAAUUGUAAAUUGAGUGGAGUCUGCUUGCAAUCGAUGAUGCAUGAAUAACGUCCACUCUUCAACCAAGAAAACCUGAGCAUCUUGAUAUCUCUA